AUGAACACAGGACAAGGGAAUGAGACCCGACCCAUUUGUAAGGCUUGCGAGCGUCUACGCCUGCCCUGCCAAUAUGGGAUCAGGCUCCUCUGGCAGGAGGAGGCUUUGUCAAGGGGCAUAGCGUUGGGUCGUGCAGGUGAGCCAGAUAAAGUGACGGCCAUUCACGUUGAGUGCUUGACCAAAGCUGAUAGAUAUCAAGGCGUGUGGUCGAAGAAGGGCAGAGCCUCAACCCGGAAGCAACAUGUGAUCACCCCAUCCAGACUGCAGAAUGGCCGGCCGAACGAAGAUCCAUAUUCCCCUGUUCAAGUUCCGCUAGCUAAGGAUUGGAUCUUCUUGAACUACACGUACGAUGACUUCCAGAACACCUCGAACACGGACGGCACACACUAUGGUGCCAUAUCGGAUGACUCUUUGCCUUGCGUGAACCAUUCCCUUUGCCAGACUGUCAAUCUCCCCACCACUGCCCGUGUCCUGGAAGAGUCCGAUCGGGGGUUAAGAGGACCCUUAGCCUCAGCUCAUCAAACGGAGUUCAAUGAUUGUCAACAUGUCGUAUUUGAAGACGAUGGCCUUAGCGUGAUGUCGUCGCUAUCGGCUAGGAACCAGGCCGAGAUGGGGACUGGGGACGACGCUGUAUCUGCGUGGCCUAUUCUCCAAAACCCGCCACCUUUCGCGUUGGCAAACAACGAAAGUUAUCUGCUCGAAUACUUCAUCCACGGGAUCAGCCCUCGGUGUACAACUUGGCCUGCGGAUGAUGUAUAUGCGCGCAACAUCUUGCCGAUAUGCAUGACAAGCGUACACAAGCCAAUAUUCAACAUGAUCAUGGCUGUCUCGUCCCAUCAGAUUUCAAUACUCAACAGGGACACCGGUUCUGGUAAAAAUACGUGGAUAUACCAUGGAAAAGCGCUACGUGGUCUCCACACUGAGAUCGGCCAACUCCAACGUCAAAAUGGCUUUUCGACCGAUUGGGAGCAGGUCAUUUCUACCCUAGUCAUGGUCACCUUUUUUGAUAAAGAGCUUUACAGAUUCUUCUGCGCAUACUUUGCACAUCACGAUGCAUUGAAUCGCACUGCUUCUGCCUUGUCAGAUGCUCGGGAUCGCCGCGCAGCGAAAUGGUUCAAGCCCGAACUUGGGCUUGACAUGACCGUUAUCGACCCCUUAGUGGGAUGCUCUUACGAGUUGGUACAACUGAUUUCGGAUAUUUCUGACGUCGCCGCGGAAGUUGAAUGUCAAUCUCCCAGCUCUUGCAUACAGGAGACAGAUUGUUUAUCAACAUAUAGCCCCAAGCAGCGGUUAAGCCGAAUGCAACGUCGUGACAGCAUCGAAAGGAAGCUUCAUACUCUGGCACAAAAGCCCCCGAAUGCCUCGGCGCCGCAAAAGAAUGUCGCCAACAACUUGAUAAUUACAGAAGAGGUUGGAUGUAUAGCCGAGAUCCGCCGGUUAUCAGCUUUGAUGUAUUUGUAUUCCAGAAUCGAUGGUGUGCCACCCGGUCAACCACCCAUCAACCGAUUGACAGAUCAGAUCCUUGCUCUCAUUCCGAAGAUUUCGCUUCGCUCCCACGCCUUGCUCUGGUCCCUUUUUGUAGUAGGUACAAUGGGACUUAGCAAGACGGAGGGCGAUUCUGGUAGGAAGUUUAUUCUUGAGAGGUUGGGCGAAAACACCCUGCUGGCCCCCUCUUGA
Geosmithia morbida is the source of this 1677-nucleotide messenger RNA. Its product is annotated as anaphase-promoting complex subunit 1. Lineage: Eukaryota; Fungi; Ascomycota; Sordariomycetes; Hypocreales; Bionectriaceae. Gene Ontology annotation, cellular component: nucleus. The record is from RefSeq and is a predicted model, not a curated record. The transcript has 4 exons. Bases 1 to 1677 code for a protein of 558 amino acids. Gene Ontology annotation, biological process: positive regulation of transcription by RNA polymerase II. Gene Ontology annotation, molecular function: transcription cis-regulatory region binding; DNA-binding transcription factor activity.